Molecule: messenger RNA, 2495 nt
Organism: Trametes versicolor FP-101664 SS1
Lineage: Eukaryota; Fungi; Basidiomycota; Agaricomycetes; Polyporales; Polyporaceae
Product: acetyl-CoA synthetase-like protein
Exons: 14
Coding region: 34-2100 (688 amino acids)
Biological process (GO): long-chain fatty acid metabolic process
Cellular component (GO): membrane; endoplasmic reticulum
Molecular function (GO): long-chain fatty acid-CoA ligase activity
Source: RefSeq, a predicted model, not a curated record
CCCUCCUCCUCCUCCCACGUAGACGUCUCCCAAAUGGCCGCAUCCCGCUUCGCCCACCUCCCCGUGCCGCAGAACCCCGCUGCGGACUACAAGAAACAGUGCGUGGAAGUGCCCGGCACGAAGCGCCCGGGACAGACUGCCCACUAUCGCGGCUCUGCGUACCCGUACGUGACGAUCGACGCGCCGGACGCUUUCACGAACCUGCUGCAAAUCUUCGACGAGGGCCUGCGCCGCUCGAAGGGCGGACGCUUCCUUGGGCAGCGGCCUGUUCUCUCCAAGCAGCCCCUGAAGUACGCGGACUACCACGUGUGGCAGUCGUGGCCGGAGGUGGACGUGCGCAGGCGCGCGCUCGGGAGUGCCCUCCACAAGUUGUUCCAGACGGGUGCGCUCGGUGGAGGAGACCUGGCUACCGUUGGAAUCUGGAGCAAGAACUGUCCCAACUGGCAGGUCAUCGACCUCGCGCUGCAGGCGUACGGCAAGGUUGGAGUCAGCUUGUACGACACGCUUGGGAAGGACUCUGCAGGUGCGUUCAGUGUCAACCAUGCCGAGUUGACUGUGAUCUUCGCGACGCCGGAACACAUUGCCUCUCUUUUGAAACUGGCCCCCAAGGCCCCUGUGCUCAAGAUGAUCGUUUCUAUGGAGCCGCUCUCCCCUGACACCAAGAGUGCGCUUUCCGCAUGGGGCGAGACUGUGAAUGUCCAGAUCAAGGAGAUUGCAGAGCUGGAGGAGUUCGGUCGUGCCAACCUCAUCGAGGUCAUCCCGGCAGUAGCCGACCAGAUUGCUACUAUUUGCUACACCUCGGGUACUACCGGGCAACCGAAAGGUGUCGUAAUCACUCAUGGGAGCAUGGCCCAGGCUGUCUACGGCUACCUGCACCAGUUCGAGAUGACCAGCGAUAUGUCAAUGAUGUCUUUCCUGCCCCUUGCGCACAUUUACGAGCGGGUGAUGGAGCUAGUUAGUGUUGCCGUCGGUGGUCAGAUUGGUUAUACCACCGGCGACCCUCUGCUGCUCCUGGACGACCUGAAAGUGCUUCAGCCCCACUUCAUGCCCUCCGUUCCGCGUGUUUUGAACAGGCUCUACCAAUCCGCUAUGUCAGCCGGUACUGCACCGGGAAUCAAGGGCGCCCUGUUCAGGAAAGCCGUUGCGACUAAAUUGCACAACAUGCGCCAAAACGGCCAAUUCACUCAUGCUUUCUAUGAUCGCUUGGUGUUCAAGAAGCUUCACAACGUCCUCGGCGGAAGGAUACGCAUGAUCACCACCGGCUCGGCACCCAUCAGUGCCAACGUCAUGGACUUCCUCAAGAUCGGUCUUCUGUGCACCGUAAUUGAAGGUUAUGGCAUGACCGAAAACUGCGGCAGCUUCGUUCGCACCUGGACGGAUGACCCAACGUCCAGCGGGACUGUCGGCUCCCCUCUCCCGAACGCCGAGCUGAAGCUCGUCGACGUCCCGACCAUGGGUUACUCCGCCGAGGACAAGCCCUUCCCGCGCGGAGAGAUCUGCAUGCGCGGCGCGCAGCGCUUCACGUGCUACUACAAGGAUCCGAAGAAGACCGCGGAGACGAUUGACGAGGAGGGCUGGCUGCACACCGGCGACGUCGGGCUCCUCGACGACUGUCUGCGCCUGAAGAUUAUAGACCGCGUCAAGAACAUCAUGAAGCUCGCGCAGGGCGAGUACGUCGCACUCGAGAACAUCGAGAACAUCUACAGCGGGCACCCGCUCGUCGCGCAGCUCUACGUGCACGGCGACUCGCUGCAGUCGUACCUCAUCGCGGUCGUCGUGCCGGACCCUGUCCAGCUCGCGGCGCUCGUCUCCCGCAUCCGCGGCAAGGCCUUCUCCCCGACGGACCUCCCCGCGCUCGCGGAGGCCGCAAAGGACCCGCAGGUCGUCGCGGCCGUGCUCGCCGAGCUCUCCAAGCCGGCGAAGAAGCGCGGGCUCAAGGGCUUCGAGCAGCUCCGCCGGAUCCACCUGACCCUGGAGGCCCUCACGACCGAGAACGGCUGCCUGACGCCGACGUUGAAGAUCCGACGGAAGGAGACCUACGAGUACUUCAAGGCGCCGCUCGACGGCCUCUAUGCGCUCGGCGAGCCGUCGAAGCUCUAGAUCUGACGGUGUCCCCCGGUUCCGGAUCUGGUGCCCGCAUAUACCAUACCUGCUUGCAUAUAUCGUACAGAUACAGAUAGAGUUAGGGGACUGGGGACGGCGCUCGCUUCGCGCUCGGCCGUGCGUGCGUCCGAGGAGCCGCUGCCUUGUACCAGCCUUUGGGUGCCCGUGGGGGUUGUGCUGGAGCGCGGCGCGCGCUGUAAUAUUCUAUUGCUACGGGAUGCUGGGUGUAGUGCACUUUGUUGCUGUUGUUGUUGGGCCCGCGCUUGACGGGGAUGGAAUGGAUGCUAGUCUACAUGGCGUGAUAUGGUGCGGCGCGAGGCACGAGGGUACAACCGCCCGAGUGUGUACGGGGGUGCGAGGUGCGAUGCGAAAACAACAGGAAUGGAAAACCG